Molecule: messenger RNA, 542 nt
Organism: Mangifera indica (mango)
Lineage: Eukaryota; Viridiplantae; Streptophyta; Magnoliopsida; Sapindales; Anacardiaceae
Exons: 2
Coding region: 16-447 (143 amino acids)
Source: RefSeq, a predicted model, not a curated record
GUUAUCGGCCUUUGCAUGGCCACAAUCCUAAAGAAGAUGGCCCAGAGAAAGGAAGCGGUGGAUCGAGACAAAGAUCGAGGGAAAUGGGCUGAGCCGAGUUGUGAUUGGGUGUCGAUUAAGAGGAUGUUGAUGGGGUCAGUGAGGUGGAGUGGUGCAAACAAGUGGGAGGAGAAGGCGGCGGCGCCACCGUUGUUGGGACUGAAGAAAGGCUGUGAGGGGGUGAUGGGGUGGCAAAGCCACAACUCGGAUUCGCCGGUGUGGCAACGGCCGAUACUUAUGGGGGAGAAAUGUGAGCUUCCAAGGUUCAGUGGGCUUAUUUUGUAUGAUGAAAGUGGUAACCCACUUGAUCACUCUCUCUGUAUCAAGGAAACAUCUCCCAAACAUGACAUGAUUCACCAGGAAAAGCCAGUUGCUGUUGUGAGAACUACUUUGAAGGACUUGCUCUAAAUUGUUUUUGUGUUUUACUAGCAAGUUGUAGCAAAAGAUGCUAGAGUUUCAAUGGUGUAAUCAUGUUCUAAUCUUGACAGAGUUUAAUGUAAAAA